CACAAAUAACCUCCAUAUAGAAUGUUUAAACAGUCGUUAAGAUCGCUGAUCGAAUGUAUUGAUCGAGUUUUGAGAUUUUAAAAUACCUGAACAUGGAUAUUUUUGAAAUGAAAGUAGGCUGACAUUUUUAUGUAAUACUGUUGUGAUUAUGGGGGUUUGUGGAUCGACAGCGCAAACGGGGACGGGGGACGGUCCCAUUGACAAAAGAGACGAUGUGGAUGGACCUGUAAGUAAAUUAAAUGACCGCAAAGAAGAUAAAGAGAAAGAAAAUGUGGACAAAAAUUCAAAUCAAACCAAUCAGCAUGUCAGUGUUAAGAAUACCGGAAAUACGAGUGACACGUCGGGUAACGAUGAGAGGGAUGUGGGACUUGUGCCAGUCGGAUAUUUCAACCAAAAUUCCUUCACUGGUCUAGACAUAAUAGAUCUUGAUGAUAAUGAGGAAUACCUCCAGGCAAUACAAAAGGCCUAUCAGAGACCAUCACCUCGGUUGACAAGACUAGAUCUACUGGCAGAUGUUUACAAGAUGGAUUUUCCACGUCGAGGUAAAGCUAUAGUUAUCAAUAACGAAAAAUUCAAAGACAGUCCACAAAGAAAAGGCACUUGGAUCGACUACAGUAAAAUUUGUAAUCGACUUCAAAGACUUGGUUUUCAAGUUGAAGGUCAUAAUGACGUCACGUGUAAUCAGAUUAUGGCUGCGUUUGUUAAUACCGCGAAUGAAGACCACAGCGAUGCUGAUUGUUUCGUUGGUGUUUUUCUCAGUCAUGGAGAGAGUAAUGAGAUUCAUGGAAUUGACGGAGUAAUGAAACUUUCUACAAUAUUUGAAUUAUUUCAUGCCAGUAGAUGCAAAGGUCUGGCGGGAAAACCAAAGUUGUUUUUCAUACAGUCGUGUAGGGGUGAAGCUUUCGAUGAUGGUGUGCAUUUAAAUGUGGCGGAUGCGCAGGGAUAUGUGCAACAGGAACCGGAAGUUGAACUUACAAUUCCAGACGAAGCCGAUUUUUUGAUCUCUUAUUCCACAGUAGAUGGCUAUUAUUCAUGGCGUAACGCUAAGAAUGGCUCGUGGUAUAUACAAGCUCUCGUGAGAGUUCUGGAUGAAUGUGGGACUUUAUUAGAGAUACAGAAACUUUUGACAAGGGUACAUAAACUCGUAGCUAAUGAGUUUGAAUCUAAAGAACGCAGUCGGAAACGCCGAAAACAAAUCCCAUCAUUUAUAUCAAGACUUACAAAAGAUCUAUAUUUCAAUCCCAAGUGAUAACUUUCCCAUUAUCUAUACUUUAAUCCAUUCCAUAUAGAUCUAUAUGAACAACUGAUUUUGUUUUUUAAAAAAGAGACGAAUAAUAAGGUAAUAUACGUGUGUGUAAUUUUAGUGACCAUUUACUGAAGGUUAGGAAUGGCUAUCUGAUUUUUUUUCUUAAUUUCUUUAUUUUUUUCAAGGUGAGUUCAGUCAUUUUGACAAAAUGUUCAGACAGGUAAUAUAUAUAUAUAUAUAUAUAUAUAUAUA
Molecule: messenger RNA, 1498 nt
Organism: Ruditapes philippinarum (Manila clam)
Lineage: Eukaryota; Metazoa; Mollusca; Bivalvia; Venerida; Veneridae
Product: caspase-7-like
Exons: 2
Coding region: 149-1249 (366 amino acids)
Biological process (GO): proteolysis
Molecular function (GO): cysteine-type endopeptidase activity
Source: RefSeq, a predicted model, not a curated record